Messenger RNA from Lecanosticta acicola, 1357 nucleotides. NCBI's taxonomy places the organism in Eukaryota, Fungi, Ascomycota, Dothideomycetes, Mycosphaerellales, Mycosphaerellaceae. The record is from the annotation of a GenBank genome assembly.
AUGUUUGCCUUCCUCACGGCAUGGCUGAGCUUGCUGUGCCUCGCAGCGGCGCUGCCGGCUUCUUCUCUUGACGAGCGUGGCGAUGGCUACAGUUCACCUCGCCAGGUCAUGUACAUUCAGACUUUCCACUACACCAAUGGUGGACAGCUCUCACUCUUGCCGUUGGUUGAGCAAAAGACCGGAGUCACCCACAUUCUUCUGGCAGCUGUGCAUAUCAACAGCACCCCUGGUGACGUCGAGCUCAACGACGACAGCACGAAUUCCACCGUCUACACCCAGAUAUGGUGAGUUGUCGAGGACUCAAGGACAUAUCGUUCUCUCGGUAUAACAUCACCAUCCAGGUCCGAAGCGGCACAACUUCAAAAGGAUGGCGUCAAGGUCAUGAUGAUGCUUGGUGGCGCUGCACCUGGCAGUUAUCCAAACCUUUGCAGUGGAACAAACGGUGCCAUCAUCGUGAGUGAACGCAUGUCUCCGCGCCUUCUAGAGUUGUACGGGUAUUGACGAAUGCACAGAAUGAGGCUUACUACACUCCCCUGAGGGAUACCUUGAGAUACCACAACGUGGAUGGACUGGAUCUCGACAUCGAAGAGCAGGUAGACGCCUCAUGUCCUCUGGCCUUGCUCCGGCGUCUCGAUUCUGAUUUCGGAAACGACUUCAUCCUCACCAUGGCUCCCGUGGCAUCUGAACUGGGACCGCAAGGAUUCGGACUAGCCGGCUUCAGCUAUCGCGCUCUCGACGAGAGCAGCAACAGCCUCUGGUAGGCCGAACGGAAAGCUCGUGAACUGGUAUAACGCGCAAUUCUACAACGUAAGUCAUCCACACAUUAUCCCCUAUGCAGCCGUAAAUUUAACCUUUCGUCCAGGGCUGGGGCGACGCCAGCACACCGAUCGGCUACAACGCAAUCAUCGCCAACGGCUACGCCCCCGACCGCGUCGUCCUCGGCGUCCUCGACAACCCCAACGAUGCCGGGAGCGGCUUCUACCGCGUCGGCACCUACAAAACCACCAUCGCCACCCUCCGCGCCAACUACCACAAUUUCGGCGGCGACGCCGGCUGGGAGUUCUGGGAUGCCGGCGCUUCCGAUGGCUACGCAAACCCUUCGCAAUGGGUAUCAGACAUCGCCACGGCCGUCUUCGGCUCCUCCUCCGACGACAAAAGCGCGUUGCGGAAUUUGCAAGCCGCUCCGAUCCCACGGGGCCCCACUCCCUGGCCGCAUCUCAUCUCGACGUUGGAGACUUUGGGAGUGGGAUUCCUGCCUGCCGUGAGGGCUUUGAAUCUCACGGAUGGAAAUCUGCAUCAGGCGUUGAAGGUCUUGGAUCUUCCGGAGAUUGUGCCGCUGCGGCCCUUGAUUGGAUGA